Messenger RNA from Oxyura jamaicensis (ruddy duck), 4468 nucleotides. RefSeq names its product aminopeptidase O (putative) (gene AOPEP). The transcript has 18 exons. Gene Ontology annotation, cellular component: nucleolus. The record is from RefSeq and is a predicted model, not a curated record. NCBI's taxonomy places the organism in Eukaryota, Metazoa, Chordata, Aves, Anseriformes, Anatidae. Gene Ontology annotation, molecular function: metalloaminopeptidase activity; zinc ion binding. Bases 228 to 2906 code for a protein of 892 amino acids.
GUUGCUAGGGGGCGGGGCGCGUGAUGUCAUCGGACGGCGCCGCGGCGGCGGGGUGUCGGCGCGAGCGUGGCAGAAUGAGAGGAGUGGAGGAACUGCAAUUAAUUUCUACAAAGUAAUAUUAAUCAAAAUGUUUUUGACACUGGAAGGCUGCAUAUCCUUGCUCUUUUUGGAGGCAUCAUAAGUAAGAACUGGCCAAGGUUUUUUAAAACUGCCCAGUGGACUGGAACAUGGAAACGCAGCUAGACCCCAUGAAGGAUGACUUGCCCCUAAUGGCCAACACUAACCACAUGCUUGUAAAGCACUAUGUAUUAGACUUGGAUGUAGAUUUUAAAAGUCAAGUUAUUGAAGGCUUCGUAGUUCUGUUCUUGGAGACUGGGAGCAGGUACAGGGGAGUCAGCAGUACCGGUGAAGAAGGCUGCCAGUCACAGUUUGAUGAAACCUGCAAAAUUAGGGCAUCAGAACAAGGCCACGUCCCUGUGUCAAAUGCAAGUGUCUGUUCAUCUAAAACGGAAUAUAAUGAUUUUGCUGUCUGUGGUAAAGGUGAAAAAGAUACUUCUGAUAAAAAUGGUAACCAUAGCAACGAGGAACAGGCUUCUGGGAUUUCUAGUUCAAAGAACUGCUGUGACAUAGAGAAUCAUGGGAACGAGGAUUUUCUGCUGGUGUUGGACUGCUGUGAUUUGUCUGUGCUAAAGGUUGAGGAGGUAGAUGUUGCUGCUGUGUCUGGCACUGAAAAAUUCACAAGGUCUGCCAAACUAACUGAUGUUUCAAAGGAGCUGGCAAAUCUCAGGAAUCAGAUUGUACAUGAACUUGUGACUUUACCUUCGGAUCGCUGGAAGGAACAGCUAUACUAUUACACUUGCUGCAGCCAGGCACCUGGCUGUGGAGAGCUUCUGUUUACUACUGGCACUUGGAGCUUGGAGAUAAGGAAAUCAGGAAUUCAGACCCCAACAGACUUUCCUCACGCACUUAGAAUAUGGUACAAAACCAAACCGGAGGGAAGAUCUGUUACCUGGACUACAGACCAGAGCGGCAGGCCAUGUGUUUAUACGAUGGGAUCACCAAUAAACAACAGAGCCCUUUUCCCUUGCCAAGAACCACCCAUUGCCUUGUCAACAUGGCAAGCAUCAGUCCGAACAGCUGCAAGCUUUGUUGUUUUAAUGAGUGGUGAAAACUCAGCAGAACCCGUCCAGCUUCAAGAAGGUAUCAAGAGCUGGUACUACUAUGUGACUAUGCCAAUGCCAGCAUCCACCUUCACUAUCGCUGUGGGAUGCUGGCAAGAAGUUAAACAGUCCUUCACACCUGCUGUCCAGACAAACAAUGAGUUUUCUUUGCCAUGUUCACAAGCUGAUUUCAGAGGGCAUGAAGAAAGCUGUGGACAUGUGGAAUAUCCCUGCCGUUUCCAAAAUCCUGCUGCCAGGUUGCAGAGAGUCAUUCCUUACAGAGUCUUUGCUCCAUGGUGUCUUAUGAAAUGCUGUGAAGAACAUCUACUUCAGCUUAUUCCUCAGUGCCUCUCAGCUGCUUACGCCACACUGGGCACCCAUCCCUUUUCCAGGCUUGAUGUUUUGAUAGUUCCUUCCAACUUUUCCAGCCUGGGAAUGGCUAGCCCACACAUCAUCUUCCUGUCACAGAGUGUAUUACCUGGGGGGAGCCAUCUCUGUGGAACACGUCUGUGCCAUGAAAUUGCUCAUGCUUGGUUUGGACUGGCCAUUGGGGCUCGUGAUUGGACUGAAGAGUGGAUAAGUGAAGGAUUUGCCACUUUCUUAGAAGAUGUAUUUUGGGCUAGGGCACAACAGCUGUCACAUGAUGAAGAAAAAGCACAGCAGGAAUUGAAAGCUUUACUUCGCUGGCGACGACUCAGAGAUGAGGUGCAGAAUUCUGAAGAAGAGCUUCAAGUUUUAAGGCCUAACAAGGAGAGCACAGGAGAAGUGAGUGAGUCUGGAGCAUCCAUUGUCAAGCAUGGUCUUAAAGCAGAAAAAAUCUUCAUGCAGGUUCACUAUUUGAAGGGUUACUUCCUUUUGCGGUCUCUGGCAAGGAGAAUAGGAGGGGCUUCAUACCUUGCUUCUUUACGAAAAUUUGUCUAUAAGUUCCAUGGACAGCUUGUCCUUUCUCAGGAUUUUCUUUCCAUGCUGUUGGAAGACAUACCUGAACAAAGAGAGUCCGGGUUAACUGUGGAAAGUAUCUUCACAAACUGGCUUGACACUUCCGGAAUACCAAAGGUUUUGUUCCUGAUAGAAAAUUCAAUAGAUUGUACAACAGCUGCUUCAAGUAUUGCACAGAAACUAAAGUUACACAGUUACUGCUGUAAGAUGCUGAACUGGCUGCCUGAAAUGAAAGGCAUUUUGCUUUUAAGUAUCGCUCUGAAGAUGUCCCUUGCCAGUUUCCUACAAUCAACUCUAAAAUCACAGAUAAGGAAGCCUCUGCUGGAGGAGGGCGAGACGUGGAAGGAGAGCCGGCUCGUCCAGCAAGUGAGCGGCGAGGUCACAAAAUGGAUUCGGACAAACCAGAGGAUCAGAAAAAGUGGCAAAAAGAAAAGAAGGCAGGAUGAAGUCAUUUUCCAAAAGCUUCUCCCUGACCAGCUGGUCUUGCUUCUGGAGUAUCUCUUGGAGGAGAAGACGUUAUGUCCCAGAACACUACAGUGCUUAGAGAAAACGUACAAGCUCCAUGACCAAGAUGCUGAGGUUCGUCAUCGGUGGUGUGAACUUGUUGUUAAACACAAAUAUGUGCCUGGAUAUGGAGAUGUUGAGAAAUUUCUCAGAGAAGAUCAGGCCAUGGGUGUGUAUCUCUAUGGUGAAUUAAUGGUGAAUGAAGAUGCAAAACAACAAGAACUUGCAUACAAAUGCUUUGCUGCAGCACGAGAACAAAUGGACAUGUCCUCCGCCAAAGUGGUGGCAGAGAUGUUGUUCUGAAGAGGAAAUGAUUGUUUCCGACUGGAGCUGCCACUUACGGCUGCUGCUGUUGUUCCAAGCGUUGAUGGACCCGUCCUCCGGUGCCUACUGAGCUGAUAUCAGUUCUGAUUUUACAUACUGGCUCAGUUCAGCAGGAACAGGAGUCGAGCCCUAGAGCAAAAAAUAAAUAAAAUAAAGUACCUUUCUAGGAGCCUUUGAGAAAUGUUGUUACUGUUUUCUCUCUAAAAUCAAAUUAGUAUACAUUACGCUGUCCUGAUGUUAAACACCACUCGCUUAAGGUGGACAAGCUACCUCAGUACUGUUUGGAGAACUGUUGGCUUAAGACGAGAAGGUAUGUGGAUAUGUGUAACAUCACACAGCAUUGCUCCAGUAACUGACCUCCAGCAUUGUUUUCAGAGUAACCUGCUAAUAACCGGGGAAUUGCUUGUCCUUUGGCUCUUUCAUGUCUUCUCCAAACAUUGUUGUGGUAGCUCUAAGGAGGUCUCCCUUCUGGGUACCCAGACUUCUUAUCUCAGAAAAUAAUAAGGGGAAACAGUGUUUUUAAAAAUACAGUUAUAAAUUUAGCUUUGUUAACUUUGUAACCAUCGUUACGCUCUACUAGCAAGCUUAAAAAAAAAAAAAAAGAAAGAAAACAACUUCAUUUGAAAGACUGGGCCAAUCAAGAAUGCACCGAUAACCCUUUAUUGUGACAGAGUAAUAACUUUUGCUGCUGUUUCCGUUGCAGGAAAGAUCACAGAGAAAUUCUUUUAAUAUAUCUCCUACUAAACCCCGGUGGUACUAGGAUUUCAUUGACCCAAGACAUCAAAGGAAGGAUUAUGUGACUGCUAAAACAAUCAGCUGACAGAAACAUUUACCUUUCAGUAUUUAUGUUUUCCAGAGGCUCAGUGUAACCAAGAACAGGUAAAAAAUGCACGUGCACAAGACCAGCUACACACACAGAUACACACACUUUAGUGUGCCUCUAGGUAGUUUUUUAAUACCAGCAGUUUGGGUCUUAUCCUUGCUGUUUGGUGGUACAACUGUUGCAGUUUGCCCAAGGACUCUUGACUUGAAUGAUUUUAUGUACUCCAGUAACUUGGCCAAACACAGGAACUGCUGAAAUUUGAUAACACUGUAUUCUGUGCUUAAAAUUUCGUUUGUAACUUCAAUGCCAAAUUAAAAAGUUAACAUAAAAUUAGAAGGAUGGCUGGGGUGGGGAAGUUAACUGGAAGAUGGGAUAAUCUGCGGAAAGUGACCAACCAGCGAUCUGAUGAUUGGACGCACCAAAGCAAAAAUUAAAAUCAGGAUUUUGUCUCUGUCUUGUUUAGGUUAACUUCUACCAGAACUGUACCUUUCAUUUUCUGGAGAUUUCUUCCAUACCUCUGUGCUGCCCCAUUUUUUUUUAGUGAUAUAUCAAAUGCAGCUCUUCUUUUCUAGGAAUGUACAGCUCCACUGAUCACGAGACAUCUAAACUGUUCCUUUCAGAGAGUGACUUUAAAACAAAAGCAUUUGUGAGCAUAUUUACUUUGUAUACUAUUGUUUUACAUUGUAUGCUUGUAAAAAUAAAUAUUUUUUCAAAUAUG